Messenger RNA from Cokeromyces recurvatus, 1104 nucleotides. RefSeq lists its product as uncharacterized. The record is from RefSeq and is a predicted model, not a curated record. The coding region runs from base 117 to 1049 and encodes 310 amino acids. The transcript is spliced from 2 exons. NCBI's taxonomy places the organism in Eukaryota, Fungi, Mucoromycota, Mucoromycetes, Mucorales, Mucoraceae.
UGGAAAAAGAAAUAAGAUUAAGGACGCAUGUAUAUAAAUAAAUAGAUACUUGUAUCUUUUUAUUACUAUUAUUAUCUUCUUCUUCUUUGUUGUCUUCUUUAUAUAUAGUCAAGAAAAUGAAACGUAGAAAUUCAAUGGAUGAUAAUAGUAGCAGUAGCUGGUCUAUCUGUCAGUAUUAUUACUAUACACAUAAUAAUGAAAGUAGUGAUCAUGUUUCAUUAAAGUAUUCAGUAAAAAGUGAAUUACAACAAGAGCCUUUAUCCUCUAGAUCAUUAUCACAAAAACGAAGACGUUCAUACCCUUUGGCCAUAGUUGAUCUUCAAAGAAGUCUCCAAAGAACAGCUACUUUUCCAACAAGUAGUAGACAAAAGGGGAUAAAGAGACGUCUAACAUUAUCAGAUCUAUCCUCUCAAAAGAAUGAUCACAAUCUAAACGUAAUUUCAGCAAAUAGAACUGACAACAUUUUAAUGGGAGAUAAUAAUGGUCAUGAUGAUGAAAGAUGGGAUAUAAUUCCAUACUAUUUGCCUCAAUUAGAUAAUGAAAAAGUACAAGAAGAAGAAGGAGGAGGAGGAUUAUGUGAAAAGCAACAAGAUUCAAAAGAUGAAAUCCAUUCAUAUGAGCCUACUCAUAUUAGUAAUAAACUUAUAAAAACUAAAGAAAUCCAUUCACAACAGCAGCAACAACAACUUAGAGUGGUUAAUAAUACAGAUGAUGAUAAUAACAGUCAUAGACAUACAAUCAAUUCACCUAUCAUAGAAGACCUUAUCUCAUCAUCCACUCAUAUGCUUUCUGAUCAUCUUGAAGCUGGAACGAUAGAUGAUAGACAAGAGAAAGAUAACGAUUUACAUCCACACAUGGAUAUAGCUUUAUUUCUAUUUGGAUUCUUAUUUUUCCCUCUUUGGUGGAUAGGUGCAUGGCGAUAUUUAAGGAAAAAGACAAUGAAUAUAACAAAACAAGAUCAUUUAUUUUGUAUGUUGAACUGUUAUAUGACAAUGGUGAGUCUAAUCAUCACUGGUUUAAUCAUAGGUCUUGUUACUGCUUGGGCAUAGAAAGAAAGAAAAAAAAAUGUCUCUUCACAUGAUCGUGGGACAAUUUUUAUACGUG